CGUCUUGUCGCCGGUCUCCCGCCAGUCGAGUCGCGUCCGCCGAAGUGUGAACGUGGUUCCCUUUGUGUCCGGCCGAUUAACCCCUCGGAUUUUGCACCAUUCCCGCGAGCGCGCGACCCUUCCUCGAGGCGGAAAAAAAAAUGGCCUGUAACAGAGCUGCCAAAUCCGGAUUCGCCGCGGAGGCGCAGAGGAAGAUCAAUAGCAAGUACAGCGAGGAACUCGCGCAAGAAUGUUUGGAAUGGAUCAAGACGAUCACCGGUGAAAACAUAAACACCAACGGGGACAUGGACAACUUCUACGAAAUUCUGAAGGACGGCACCCUGCUUUGCAGGCUGGUGAAUGACAUCAAGGAGGGCUCGGUGAAGAAAAUUAACAAGACGUCGCUGGCCUUUAAAUGCAUGGAGAAUAUAAACGCCUUCUUGGAGGCUGCGAAGUCAUUAGGAGUUCCGCCGCAAGAGACCUUCCAGACCGUAGACCUCUGGGAAAGACAGAAUCUAAAUUCCGUUGUUAUUUGCUUACAAUCUCUUGGGAGGAAGGCGGGUAAUUACGGCAAACCAAGCAUCGGUCCUAAAGAAGCGGAUAAGAAUGUACGCAAUUUCACGGAGGAACAACUGAGGGCCGGACAGGGCGUGAUAAGUCUACAAUAUGGCAGCAAUAAAGGUGCCAAUCAAAGCGGCAUUAGUUUCGGAAACACCAGACACAUGUAAACAUUCACCUCCGCAUUCGCGUCGAGAGGCAAAACCAUUUUGUUCUCACCUCUCUUCUGACUUUAUUCCCGUACUCCUUUAGACGUAGCGUAACGCAUAAUAGAUGUUAACGAGGUCCAAAAUGAAGUAUAUUAAACGGUGUGUAAGAUAUCCUCACCGCAACAGAGGAUAAAAUACAGAUAUAAGAUUCUUCAAAUGAAAAAAGUGAUAUAAGGUAUAACUUAAGAAAAAAAAAAAGCGACUUAAUCCUUGGACGUAUAACGCGAAUUGUUCUGAUCAUAAUAUAAAAGGGCACACACAUUCGCCCUUUUUUAUUAUAAUUUGAAUAUUAACGACUGUACCUUUGUCUUCUUUUAGAUAGUUUUUGAGCACACAAUUUACUCAACACAAAAUUUAUCAAAUUAAUUUUCUGUUGAGUUUUUGCGAAUUUUAUUAGGAAGCCAUAAAUCCAAGGAUUAAAUCGUACCUAUGUUUUGUAUUGAUAUGAACUAUAUUUAAUUUAAUUUUUUUUGUUAUCACUUUUACUUCAAAUAAUCUAUCACGUAAUGAUUCAGAUAUGAUAUAUUUAAGCGAAUAUGUUAAAGCGAGAACUUCUAGAAGUACGUAAUAUUUUAUAUUCCGUUUCUUGAUUGUCUGACAAUUCAAAGUGAAUCUUUUUUACUUAUUACAUGCAUACGUUAUCAGUAUGUACCUAUAGCGCCUAUAGUUAUUGUAUUUCACGUGACUUACAAUGUGACUGUGUAGGCUCUCAGGAUAGAAAAUACACAUUCUUACACAAUACAAAGGAACAAAGAAUAUCGUGCGUUAGAAUUAGCUCGGACAGCCACUAUAAUUGUUGAACGUUUCAAAGUAUAUUGUAUGUACAACGAAGAGAGUUACUGGCUAGCUGUAUCAUUGUCAUUGCGAUUGAAUAUCUCAAGUUACAAAUCACUCUACAAAAUUUAUGUUGCAUGAAAGAUAAUAAUUAUGUAUUAAGUAUUUUGUACAAAUAUAUAUUGAAGGUUAGAAAAAUAA
Molecule: messenger RNA, 1721 nt
Organism: Wasmannia auropunctata (little fire ant)
Lineage: Eukaryota; Metazoa; Arthropoda; Insecta; Hymenoptera; Formicidae
Gene: Chd64
Product: myophilin
Exons: 4
Coding region: 141-707 (188 amino acids)
Molecular function (GO): protein binding
Source: RefSeq, a predicted model, not a curated record